GGAAGGGUAAGGGGCUCCCGAAAGCUGCCCGGGUCGAGCAGAUCCCUCCAGCCCAGGCUCUGGAUACUGUCCUAAUGGAAAACCAGGGAAACCCACCUUUCUUAUUUCAGGUGCACCAUCCUCCUCCCCACCCUGCCGUGCCUGGAUGCUUCGCUGUUACCUAGGCUUGACUUGGCGUGGCAGGAAAAUGCGGGUGUUGUAGGGUGAAAUCCGCAGUUUUGGUGGCUUGGAUUGGUGCGGGGAGAGCUCAAUGUAAAAUGGUUAUGUCUCUGUUUCAUUGCUAUCGAUUUUUAUUUCUUUUUCCCCUCCUUAAUGUAUUUUUAGCAACGUGAAUGUGGUGUGCAUUCGUCGUGUGCCAUACGUUUGGAGUAGCUAAAAUACAGUAGAUACAUGGAAAACCCCAGCAGCGUUUCCAUACACAGUGCAUCUGAAGCCUCAGUACUUUGCCUGGUUUAGUUAUUAAUAUUAAUUGCUCGAUCUUUUGUAAUUCAUAUCAUAUGGAAACUAAUUGCUGAAUUGAAGGCUUACCAAACCUCACAGUGCUCCAAAAAUCAUCUUUCUCGGUUAUCUGAAAAAUAAAUCUGCUGAACUUUUGUUAAGAGGAAAGGCCAACAUCGUUCUGAGAAUCCUCCACGUAAAGUUUCUUUUUUCAAGGCAAGCACUCUUGUAAAUAAGAAGUAGUAAAUACGGCUUUAGUCAGUGACUACUUAAGUCUAGUCUUAAGUAUGCUUAAGAUCAGCAAAUUUCUAGAGGAAAUGAAGCCUUCAACACAUCUUGUCUUCUUUCUAUCUACAAAGAGAGGGAGGAAACAAAAAAAAUCAUCCCUGAGACUGAUACCAAACAGAAAAUCAGUCGUUAUCCCAAAGAGUAACUUGGCCAAUGUAACCUGAAAACUUAUUAAAUUGUUAUUUUGCCCUUUUUUUCUUGGGGGGGGGGGGGGGGGGCGGGUCCUUGAGCUGUGGUCUCUUAAAUCAAUAUGAAGUGGGCGUGCUUUCUCCUCUGGUACUAGUUUAGCAACGGUGUAACUUCAUUAACUUUAAUGGAGUGAAUUUGCAUUAAUGUGAAAAGUAAUCAAGAAACCCAUGAUUUUAGAAGGCCCCUAUAGUAGUGACGUGACAAGCUCUGAUUCCUUCUCUCAUCAGACCCAAUUACGCCACCCUUACUCAUGCUGAGUGGUACUUUACUGCGCAAGUACUCCCUUCGAUGCUCGUAUGACUACUUGUGUACAACAGUACCGGUCCGGGUGAGGUAGAGUGGUGCUUAUUUUUUCAUAACUCUUUUUUAUUUUCCCCCUUCCCUUGAAAUAAGAAUAUAUUGGAUAACUACUUUUCUUGGGUGGCGAAGGAAACUUCUGAGGACUAAAUGUAAAGGUGCUCUAUUAAGUGACCGUACCAACCCCCUCCCCGUUUAAGGCUUAUGUGCUACCAGUGAAACAGACAGCGCCUGGUGCCGAGCUCUCACUCCCUCCCCCCAAGUCUUCGUGCUCUCCAGCAUCUCCGUUUGGCCUCAUUUUUGUGCUUCGGUGGUGCCUGCACAGCCCAAAUUAGCACCGAGGAUCCCGCGGAGGGGGGCGCCGCCUCCCUCGGCUCCCAGGUGAGCUCCCGGGGCGGGGGGCGGCAGGCAGCGCCCCGGCUUUCCUGCAUCCCUCCCCGCUCCGCUUGGCCCGACCGGGAGAUGGCUGGGGAAGGGGGGCUAUGACCGGUCCGACCCGGGGGGGAGGGCAGCGCGGCGGGGUCCUGGUCGGGGAUCGCAGGGAUACUUGUCAUAUUUGCGGUCGGGGCGCGCUGGCACCCGCCUUUGUGCCGGGCCAGCGCUCCCAGGGAACCCCCGCGGUCGGGGCACGGGUGGGCAGCGCAGGGAGCCGGGAGCAGAAGGAGGAGCAGCAGCAGCGGGGGAUGCGGGGGGAGGAAGGCCGGGGCCGAGGCGGGGCUUUAACGCGGGCCGGAGGGCGAGGAGCUCGCCGGAGCCGCCCCUGUCGUCAGUGCUGGCGGCAAGUGCUGGGAGCUGGGGCUGGUGCCUCCUCCCUCUCCUCCUCCUCCUCCAUUGUAUAAUGCUGCGUGAUCGCAGCCGCCGGGGGAGAGCGGAGGCUUAAAUCCUCACGCCGCCUGCGCCUGCCUCCUCCUCCUUUUCCUCCUUCUUCUCCUCCUCCUCCUCCUCGUUCUCCUCCGCAUCCCACCCGGCCCCUCCCCGGAGCGGCGCGGCGAGGGAGCGACAUAUGGAGCUGCUCUAGGGCGAGAGUUUGCGACCUCCCCUCCCCUCCAUGCGUUAGUUCUCAGGUGGAGCUGCAUGUGAUAUAUGUUGGGGAAAGGAGGAAAGCGGAAGUUUGACGAGCAUGAAGAUGGGUUGGAAGGCAAAGUGGUGUCUCCUACUGACGGUCCCUCUAAGGUGUCUUACACCUUACAGCGUCAGACUAUCUUCAACAUUUCCCUUAUGAAACUUUAUAACCACAGGCCAUUAACUGAGCCAAGCUUGCAAAAGACAGUUUUAAUUAACAACAUGUUGAGGCGAAUCCAGGAAGAACUCAAACAAGAAGGCAGCUUAAGGCCCGUGUUCGUGACCGCUUCGCAGCCUGCCGACCCUCUCAGCGACAACUUCCGUGAGGCGCAGCCGGCGUUCAGCCACCUCGCCUCCCAGCCCCUUCUCCCCACUGACUUCGUAAGCACUAUGCCCCUGGAGUCCUGCCUCACCCCAGCCUCUUUGCUCGAGGACGACACGUUUUGCACUUCCCCGACUGUCCAGCCCGAUGGUCCCACAAAACCACCACCUCCUGCUCUCCAACCAGUAAAGGACAGCUUCUCCUCAGCCUUGGACGAAAUCGAGGAGCUUUGUCCAGCACCUACCUCCGCAGAGGCAGUAGCAGCCCAAACAGCAGCCGAUGACUCUAAAGACCACCCCAGUGAGUCCAGUGUCCAAAAGCCAGAGGGCCUCCCGGAGAGCAGAACGGCUGAAUCCAAACUCAUGGACUCCCUUCCUGGCAACUUUGAGAUAACAGCUUCCACAGGGUUCCUCACGGACUUGACCCUGGAUGAUAUCCUGUUCGCUGACAUUGAUACGUCCAUGUAUGAUUUUGACCCCUGCACAUCUGCCACGGGGGCUGCCUCAAAAAUGGCUCCUGUCUCAGCAGAUGAGCUCCUAAAAACACUCGCUCCGUACAGCAGUCAACCAGUAACUCCAAAUCAGCCUUUCAAAAUGGACCUCACGGAACUGGAUCACAUCAUGGAGGUGCUCGUUGGGUCUUAAAGCAUAGAAAUAUAGCAAAUUUUUUUUUUUGUUGUUGUUUUAAUUAUUUUAAGUACCAAUAUAUACACUCGGUAGUAUUUCCAUAGUCCCACCCCCAAUUCACAGCACUGUGCAUGCGUCCUUGCUUGCCUUUUUGGAAGAGAAAAGGAUCACACUAGUUUUUGCUUCAAGCAGAGUUGGAGUGCCUUCAUCCAUGUCUGACCACUUCUAAUGUAUUUUUGUUAAAGUGGUUCCUCAAGGAAGACCGAAUAUCCUGGGAUAGGGAAGAAUAUCUAUUGUAGACAAUGGUAUGUUACUACAAAAAAAAAAGAUAAAAAAAUGGGAAAAAAACUAUGUCAAAGCUAAGCACAAGGAUUAUGUUGGGGAAAGCUGUAAAUUGCAUGUGCAUAUUUGUCUAUUUUUUCUAUAAGUUUUAUUGCAAGAGGUAAAGAAAAUUUUAUUAUUUAGAUAAUCUCAAUACCAUUUUAGCCCUGUCUAGGUUGACUUAGCAAUUCAGCCUUUUGGAGGCAUUAACCUGCUCCUCUUUAAGUGUUGCAUUUACAUGGCUGUUUAGAAACUGCUGCCCAAAUUUAUUUUAUAUUUUUGUACAGAUUCUGCAGUUUAUGAUAUUGUUUUUUCUAAAAAACAAAUGCUGUUUAUACACACAAAAAAAAUAGCUAUUUUGAUAGGAUUUGCUCACAUAGUUCCUGCAUAAUUCAGAUGUACAAGAACCACUUGUACUUUUAUACAGAGUUGUAAUGUUUUAUAUGUGUAUGGUGCAAAGAGAAAAUUGGAUCAAAUAAGCCUGCAGUCGGUUUCCCUGAAUGCAAACAAACAAAAAAGUGCUUUAAGAAAGGGCUGGGAGCUGCUUCUGUCGGAGUUUCACAAGUGUUUGCUCCCUGCUGUACCCACUGCGCACUACUGUGAUUCCUGAAACUCAGAGCCAUGUCCUUUUCCAACACAUAUGUGAAGCAGUUGGCAGGAAACAGUUGUGGAACUUCACCCGGAGAGGUCCUGAGCGCCACCACCGCGGCUCCAGCCUCCCCGCUUCGGUGUCCCCUUGCCGGGGCAUCCAGUCCAUCCCGCGUGACGUGGAGCGCCUUAACACAGCGGCGGAUCAGCACUUCCUCACCCGAAGGUGUGGAUGGAAUUCCUCACUCCUGGGAAUGAAUGGUUUUGAGGGGGAACGUGCCCAUUGCCCACCGAGAGCCAGCUCUCAACCUUCGUGACCGACGGGCGAAUGAGCGGAGCGGGCAGAAGACUGGCGUUGGCAGCAUCCACUCGCCCUAUCUUGGAGCAUUUCUCCUUCCCUCUCCCCACCUCACUGUGCUAAGUGCUGAAAAAGGCAACUUCAGUAUUACUGCAGUGAAGCUCAUCUCUUAACCUGCACUGGAUGGACUUGCUUCAAUAUCCAUUGCUGUUGAAACUGGAGCCAGUCGUGUUGCAUCACUUGGCAUCUCGCGUAGGGUUGGUUUCUUGUAUCAACUGUGUUACCUGCUUUACACUUUAUAGACCUGUUUUACAACGAAUAUACAGACACAGCUUUCUAUGCAUGGUCCCGUUCCCCCUAACACCUGAGAAGUCUUCUCAUUACUGCACCAAUAGCAUUUUUUAAGUUCAUUGUGGUGUACAUUUAAUUUAAAGACCUACGUUUGCAAUGUAUCAUGCCUAUUGCUGAAGUUGCUAUGGCAUUUUAGUUUUUCAAUGGUACUUUAGCUGUUGAGUGCCGGUUACAACCUGUAUUGUUGACAUGCCUAUGGCUUCUUUAGGAAUAACUUUUAUAUUUAUUUAAGAAAUUUUAAAUUAUGUUUUACGUCAUUUGGCAAUAUUCAGUCCAUUCUGCUCCCUUCUUGUCAUGGAUGAAAUUGGGUCUCGCCUGCCUUGUGAGGAGGCGGCUUUUUAUAAAUUGGCACUUUAAACCAGGCCAUAUGUAUUUAUUAGUCUGUAGAUAGAUAGAUGUAACUUAGAUGUGCGCACAGACACAGUGAGAGAGCAAGUACGGUUUGCAAUGAAGGAACUCCUAAUGGAAAUGCGUCAUCUACAAGUACAAAACGUGCUUCUGGCUCCUAGUUCAUCUGCCAGGGUGAGAUGUGGGGCUGUGGGAAAUAACUAAGGGGGUGGGUUUGCUUUCUUCUUUUUCCCAAGCUGAACUCAGUGGAGCAAUGGAUUUGAAGUAGUUUCCUUACAUAGACUUAAAAAAGAAAGUAAGCUAUUGUUUCAGCCAGAAAACCAUUGACCAAGUGUAGCUUUAGGGACCAUCAGAAAUGCGGGGUGGGAGGUGGGGGGGGCGGUUCCAUCUCACACACCGCAGCCCCUGUAGGAAAACAAAUGGCCCUGUUGGAUUCUGCACCUCCUGGAGCUGGAGUAACUGGGAAAACAUGGGCAGUGCUGUCAGUGCUACCACGUUUCCCAUGGUAACUUGGUAAGUGCUUGCCUUACCAUGGUUAAAAACUGAUCUGCAGUGUGCUGGAGCUGCCUGGUGGUUUUGGGAUUCCUUAUGCAUUUAAACAAAUAUCAUAUGCCAGGCAAAAGUUGACAUCAGUCCCAUUUUGGAGAGCUGUGCUGUCAAGUGGGGUUAGUUGGUUUUUGUAUCCAGAGGACAGGAGCCAAUCUCUGAAUCCUCUCUUCCACACAGAAGAUAAUGUCUGUGUAUCCUUGGUGCUGAAGCACAUGUCCUGUAGCAGAAUUCUUAGGGGAAUCCCAUAGGAUAUAAGCUAUGGGACUGGGCAAGAGGUUAGCAAGGUAGUGCAUGCUACAGCGGGAAAGGCUCAGCUGUGGUUUUGUCCCCAUGCAGUCACUUACUGUCUCUAGUGUGGCCUUUGCCAUGGUCCUAACAGCAGAACAGCAGCCACGUGUGGAGUUUCUCCACAGCAGGGAUGGACAUUGACAUUAAUGUGCAAUGAAGUGACAAGAUGGGAGCAGAAUAAAAGAGCUUUGGAUUUGAAGUGAUUUUUUUUCAUAAAUUAUUUAUUCCUUUUUUUUUUCCUUCUGUAAAUAUAUUUAUUUUAUUGUGAAGCUAACAACAUCUGGAUUGUAACAUGUACAGAAUGUAUGGUAGGAAUGUAUCCUCUUGUAGGAAUGUAAAUCUCUAUGGAAGAGGGUGUGGGAGCCAGAUUCAGAGAACAUGAAUUGAGUUCCAGUCAGGUUGCGUAUGGUUCAAUGCUAGUAUUUUUGUAACUCCCCCCACUCUUUCUAAUAUGGGUCUGGUUGUUUGAAAUAUGCAAAAAAAAAGGUAUGGAUGAGGGACAGUUUUAGGUUCAAAAUUCAUCCUAAUCAGGCUCCUACCCUGUCCACGCUGGCGGUGUCCACAAGCAGGAGGCAGGAGCUAACGCAUCAUCCCCGUCGUGCUGGCCUGGCUGAUGUUUGACAAAGGGGAAUCUCUUUCUGUCACUCACGGGAAGCCCAGCUGAAGUCCCCGGGGCUGGAGAACAUCACAGGAUGGCCCCUUUCAGCCCUGGAAGGGGUGACAGAGCCGCGACCACCUCAUUGCCAGAAGGCGAGGCCAGGCACGAAGCCAGGACCGCGCUGUGCACGUGCGGCAGAGGGUUCAAGCGACCUGCGCUGCCCCGUGAGUCCGACCAGCCCGUCCUUGGACACCGCAAGACCACGCAGCCCCGUAUGCAAAGGAAGGGGAACGUCCCUCUUCAAGAGACCGUCUUUGAGCAGCGUCAUAGAGAACUGCACCCACCAGUGGCGCCUUCCUUGCGGGCAGCGGGGAAAGCAUCGCGGUAAAGCCGCCGUCUGAAGCAAUCACUGCGAGAGUAAAUCUGGACCUUGUGAAAGGUAAUUUGGUUUUUCCUCGGUGCUGCGUGGCGACAGCCUGGGUUGUUUUAAACCAGUGUUUGAACCCCGAAGUUUGUGCUUUUAUCACCAUUAAAUUGAGUAAAUCGCGAUGGGUCCUGUCUGACAAACGGUUUAAUUCACUCCAGCACAUUGUGAGCUUCUUGUUCUUGUUACAGGGUUUCUUUCGGUUUGGUUUUGGUUUGGUUUUCUCCCCCCAUCAGGUUUCAGGAUCCUGCUUCUGUGCAAGUUGCUUUCAGUGCUUCUGUUAAUGAAUGAGACUGAACAGUUUUCAAGAAAUUAGUUCCUUUUAAGCACUUUUUCUUUUCUUUAUUAUUUCUUUCCCCCCUGAAAACUAAGCAAGUUCUGGAGCCUCUUGAGACACACCAAUUGCAGAUAAAAUCCCAACCUCAACUCCUAUCUAGUUCGGAGCGUUACCUGUACGAGCGCCUGGAAGGGCCAGGAUUCUGGAUAAAGUGUAAAUAGUGUGACAUGUUCAGUGCAUGGAUUUUUGAACAGGGCUUGUUAUUGUCAAAAAAAGAGAAAAAUAUAUAAAAAAAAAAGAAAAAAGGCUGUAUUUCCCCUUCCCCUCCCACAGACCUUAGAGCUGUGCCUUUUCUAUGCAAUAUUACAGACAUAUACAUCUGAAACCAGAUUACUGUAUUCACAUGUAGGUAUGGGCUGUAAUCAAAAAAAAACAAUUGGACAAAUGUACAUGGAAAUGAGCAGUCUUACUUUUGUAGUUUUAUAUUAUACAAUAAACAAUUAAAAUAAA
Messenger RNA from Pezoporus flaviventris, 7774 nucleotides. RefSeq names its product SERTA domain containing 2 (gene SERTAD2). Gene Ontology annotation, molecular function: transcription regulator activity. The transcript has 3 exons. The record is from RefSeq and is a predicted model, not a curated record. Gene Ontology annotation, cellular component: nucleus. The coding region runs from base 2296 to 3240 and encodes 314 amino acids. NCBI's taxonomy places the organism in Eukaryota, Metazoa, Chordata, Aves, Psittaciformes, Psittacidae.